Sitodiplosis mosellana (orange wheat blossom midge) is the source of this 852-nucleotide messenger RNA. RefSeq names its product RPII140-upstream gene protein-like. Gene Ontology annotation, cellular component: mitochondrion. NCBI's taxonomy places the organism in Eukaryota, Metazoa, Arthropoda, Insecta, Diptera, Cecidomyiidae. The record is from RefSeq and is a predicted model, not a curated record. The coding region runs from base 36 to 752 and encodes 238 amino acids. The transcript has 5 exons.
UGUUUCUGAUUGUUGAAUAAAAAUGACGAAAGAAAAUGCUUGGCCUGAUAUUUGGCAAGGCUGGAAAUGUACUACACAGUACAUUGAUUCCAGUUGUGCAUGCUCAAGAAGUACAAAUGAACCAAUCAACGAAUGACAGUGUUUGGGAACGACUGAAAGCGAUAACAAAUCGAAACGAAUAUGGCGGUUUAUCACAAGAAAUGGCCAGUAUGAUAGCAUACGUUCAGAACAGCAUCAUAAUUGGAGUUGCAAUAGGCGGUUCAAUCUUUACAAAGAAUCAGUACAUGGACUUUAUGGAAAAUGCCUCGGCAAGUCAAUACAAAUGGCAUACAGACGCCAAAGCGGAUUUAACCAACAAAAUGGUUAAGGGUGGUAUCAGAGGAGCACUCACUUGGGGUGUGAAAAGCUUUUAUGUAUCAAUUACAUUUGCAACUCUAAUCAAUUUCAUACCAGUUUUUCGGAAUGAACACAGUUGGCAAGAGUUUAUAACAGCCGGAUUAGUCAGUGGUACACUGGCUGGUUACUUAUUUAGCGAUCCGGUUGCACUGGGAUUCGAAACGAAGAAACACACCGGCAAAUAUUCAUACAGGACGCAAUGCAUUUUGAAAGGGACUGGAUAUGGUUUGAUCUUUGGAGCGCUGGCUGGAGUAUAUUCGCUGCAUUCAGGGAAUCGUUUGAGUGCUAACGAACUGAAAAAAUGGGAGCAAUACUGGAAACAACGACUUGGGACUAAUCAAGAGAAAACCGAGUGAAAUUAGUUGCUUGCAUCGAGUAGCCAUAGUUAGAAUUAUCUCAUGCUAAGUUGGAUUUGUAGACGAUCAUUGAAUUGGAAUAAAGAAAAUAUUUAUUGUU